UAAAGAUGUAUUGGAGAACUGUAAGAAGGGUAAGCUAUUUCUGGUCGUGGGAGCCAAGAGAGACUCGCUGUGAAAACGGCUCUUAGCCACUUCGUCCCGUCGAGAGUAGUCUCGCUUUCGCCGCGUAUCGCUGAUAUACUUUUCGGGAGGACGCAUCUCGCGGAAAGUCGAACGAUGUGACUGAUGCAGUGAGUGAGCAAUGUUCAGUUGGUGAUCUACGUACGGCACGAAUGGAAAUCUGGAAACGGGGGUUGCGACGAGGAUCGAGCGGAGAGCGCGCAAUCGAUCAAACUGGAAUGAGAAUUAAAUGACAUCACAUCGUCGACUUCGAUGCAACGGAAGAAUAAGUGCUCUUGUAGAAGAAACCGACAAAAAGCAAAAAAGAUAUUUUAUUUCUACGAAAAAGGAAAACGCAACCAUCCGAGAUUUCUUCAGAAAGGAAUAUUUAGAUUUAGAAGGAAGAACUUUUAUCUUGUAAGAUUAAAGGCUGUUACCGAAAAAUUUCCAGUAUUGCGAAUAUUGUGAAAGUGUGAUUAUCAGUUCUUAUAUUUUAUAAAAAUUUUUACUAUUUUCAUCAUUUUCAAACGUCUAAUAUUAAGCCGUGUGUAUCGUUAUAAAUGGGAGGUGUAUGCAAGAUAUAUUAUGAAAAAUUUUUGUACGCAAAACUGAUAUCGAAUCAUAAUCUCUCUCGAGUUUCUCGGUUAAUGUAAUACGAACUUGGCGAAAAGCUCUGUCUUAAAGGUCUUGAUCACUAAAGGAAAGACAAAAUUGUGUGUGACAAGUUACAAAUUUAGAAUCGAGACACGUGUGAUGUAAAUGAAUCGAAGUAAGACGUCGAGACCAAAUUCGAUGGACGAUAACGCGGCGGGAGCGAGACAGCGACGCGUGCGAAUGAUCGGAAGUGCAAAGUCGCGAUUCCCGUCGUCGAGAUGCCAAGUUUCUAGCUGGUACCUAUUUGUUCGCGUCGUCGACAUAACGAUUUCAUUGACGGUGCGGGCGUAAACAACCCGAUUGAACAUUAAUCCCGAAGAAGAAAGCGGUACAAAGCGCUCUUUGUGCCGCGAAAACCGGUUAAAACGUGAGCUUUUACAAUACGCUUCCAAGAUCAAUGAUCGUGAACUCACGGAUUUGGAUCCAGAUCAAUUUAAACCACGAAAUCUCAGAAGCUUUAUCACAUAUAUUCAAUAUUAAUUAAUUAAUUAAAUGAUGUACACGAUAAUCAAUUAUUUAUUGCUAUAACUUUGAAUACAACAUGACAACAUCAGUUGCAACAUCGAAGAGCCUAAUGACUUCGUUGAGAUCGAAUGUGGAAUGACCACUUUGGAAGAAGACAAUGUCCUUCUGCAGGAUCACAGGUAGAAGCCGGGGUCUCCCUAGGCCGAAUUACUUUCCGCUAUUGCCACCCAUAAGCCCGGCGGACGCGAAACGAUUCUGCCGCAUCACCGGGAAGUCCUAUGGCUUGCCAACCCAUCAUUACAUUCCGGUGCUGUUGGGCGCACACGCCCAGAAGACAAAAUGUAAGAUCACGACGAACGCGUCGGGCCUCGGUCCACACCAUUACACUGCCGGGUUGAUCGUCGGCGAGAAGAAGAAGCAUGUGGUGCUCAAGGAUUAUCGCUACGUGUUCCCGAUCCUGGAGGGCGAGAGCGAACAGCAACGUGCCCUGAGGGAUCUCCUCAAAGCAAAGCAAACUCCCAUCGAGGAGGAAGAAAAAUUUGUGUACACGGUGGAGGAACGAAGAUGCAGUCUCGUGUUUCCGGCGAAGUUGGAGGCUGCCGUCAGGGACGGAGACGUCAAAGAUGUCAUGCUUUCACGGGACUGCGACACCGUUUUGCUAAGAUUGAAGCAGGGUAAGAACGUGUCCGUGGAUUUCAAGAAUCUAGAAGACUUCGAGAAUCUUUAUGAUGGUCUGGGACCGCGAGAGGAAGUGUUGAAGGAACGAGAAAAGCAGGAGGCCGAGGCUAGGAAGCGAAAGAGAAAGAGGCAGACCGCGUUGAAUUACGCGAAGAGGAUCUUCGAGGAAAAGGAAAGGGCAGCCGACGAGGAAGAACUUCGUAGCACCAAGCAGCUUAAGUUAAGAAGCAUCAAGGAAGAAACGAAAGAGGAAACGGUGGAGAACUGGAAGCAUGUAGGCGCGGAACAGGCAAGACUGCGGUCUUCCGACAUCGUCAAUAUUUCGAAUACUUUGAAGAACGCGACCAAGCCUAUUUCUAAGGUAUUGGAUUGGAGCUCAUUUCAGACUAAUGCGAAUAAAACAACUGGCACACCGGUGAUUGAAGAAAUACCGCUUCCUGCCACUGCUGAGCCACAAAUUAUAGAUCACGAACCGGUCCUAUACAGCGAUGGAGUAUCCGAAUCCGUAGGCGGUUUUGAGGCGAUCGCAAUCACGAAACCACUGAAACCUUUGAUCACGAAGCCUGACGCGGCGCUGCAGAGUGCCAUUCGGAAUGUUCCGCAAAAUGAUCUUGAAGAGAGCGUAAAUGUGACAGAAAAACUUCUGCAAGUUGGAGAACAGGCAUUGGAAUGUUUGCCGCGAAUAGAGGAAGUUCCCGAAUUGUUGCAGAAUUUGCCUACUGGUAAAAAGACCACGAUGCACAACGUCAAAGGUCUCAAAUUGGACAUCAAAUCGGCCGAGAGAUUCAUCGCGGGCGAGACAAUACACACGCCGUCAGGUAGUGUCUUCGUGCCCGGGCAAAUCUUGCAGACACCUCAAGGCCUCGCCUUCGUUCCUGGACUCACUCUUACCACGCCUGAUGGUCCCUUAUUGAUUCCCGGACAAAUCGUUACCGUGGAUGAAUCGGAUGGUGCAAAAACGCCGGUGUUUGUCGCUGGUCAGACGUUGAUGACGGAACAGGGCGAGCGUUUUGUACAGGGUCAAACGUUCCACACGAGCGAGGGAAGUAAGUUCGUUGAAGGCCAAACUGUUCUGACAGAGGAGGGUCCGAAAUUCGUGGCUGGUCAAGUAGCAACGGAUAGAACUUUUAUUACCGGUCAGACAGUGGUCACUCCGGAUGGUGUCCGUUUCAUGGCGGGUCAAACUGUCACGGAUUAUUGUGGCGAACCUGUUUUUGUGCCGGGACAAAAUGUACAGAUCGACGGCAAGUACGAGUUUGUGCCGGGUCAGAGCGUUGAGUCACCAAACGGCGAAUCCAAAUUUGUUCCUGGACAGACACUGUUGACGACUGAAGGUUUGCAGUUCGUUGCAGGUCAGUAUGUGACUACAAAAUCGGGUGAGAAACAUUUCGUACCCGGUGUUACCAGCGAAACGGGAGAUACUUCAUCAUUCGUACCGGGAAUGACGCUGGACACUCCUAAAGGCCAGAAGUUUGUCGAGGGUCAGAUGUUAAAAACACCGGAAGGCAUACUUUUCUGUCCCGGACGAACUAUCAUCACUGAUAAAGGCUUUGAGUUCGUUGCAGCGAGCAAAUUCGACGAUGUCAUCUUCCGAGACACUGGUCCUGUUGGCAUACCGGUUGACUCGAAAACUGCGAAUGCGAUGUCAGCUUUCCGGCAACGCGAAAUUUUUGGUCACAUGGUGCAGACAGAGAGAGGCAUCGAGUUCUUCCCAGAGACUGUGAAGAAAUUGCCGGAGGGCAGAAGAAUCGUCCCGGGUCAGCUAGUCAGCGGCGACAAGGAUGGUCCGCAUUUCGUGCCGGGUGUCAUGACAGAGGACGGCUUUCUUCCAGGUCAAAUAGUUACGACGGAGAAAGGAGAAGAGUUUGUGCCGGGCCAGGUGAUCGAUACCAGCAGCGGACCGAAAUUCGUGCCUGGUCAAAUAGUGGAGACACGAGCUGGACCUAAGUUUGUACCCGGCCAAACGGUGGACACAGAGGAUGGGCCACGUUUCGUACCUGGUCAGAUCGUCGACACUAAGGUGGGACCCACGUUUAUUCCUGGACAGGUGAUUUACACCGAGGAGGAGGGCUCCAGAUUUGUACCGGGACAAGUGGUGGACACGCCGGACGGACCCAGGUUUGUACCAGGUCGCGUCGUCGAGACAAAUGAGACCGGGGUAACUUUUGUGCCGGGUCAAAUUGUGCAGACAGAAGAAGGGCCUUGUUUCGUUGCACCUGAUCUCAUAGAUACGCCCGAGGGCGAAGUGGAGUUCUCCGUACAAGGCUUCGAGGUUACGCCUGAGGAGCUGCGGCUGUUACGACCGCAACACCUGUACUACAAUCCACGUUUUCGUCAUCGUGGUGAGACCAGCAUUGAUGCCAAAAUGUUGCACGAAUUGUCGGAGGCAGGUUUGUCCGUUGGACGAAAAGUCGCGACUAAUUUGCCGGCGGUGGAUGUAGACGUGGACCCGAAGGCGGUGGCAUUGGAGCAGGCUCUUGCUGUGGCGACGACCAAGUUGAAUCUGCAGAGUGGCACGGCGAUAAAAAUGGCGCAAAUCGUAUCCACUAUUGCGCAAUUAGCGAGGAAUAUAGCUCUGCAGCAACAACAAAAUCUAAAUUCUUCAAAUACGACAAUAUUGACUAAUGGCGUCCAAUCAUCUGCUGUAGGAAAAGACGAAAAAACUAAGACAGAUGAUGAUGAUGAAGAUAUCGAGUUUCUUCAGGACACGAUAAGAGCAGCAAUUGCAGCAAUCGUUUUAAUGAUAUCGAAUGACCAACAGGCAACAUCAGAUAACAAUCCUCAAGAUUUUAUUUAUUCUUCUAUCUGCGAAUCUUUUAACGUGUUGCUGCACCAAAACGAUCGGAAUGUUGAUCGAUCAGUGGACGAAAUGCUCAAGAUUCUCCUGAUUCCGCAGAACCGUAAUUCUCUUUGCCAAAGCGUGCUGUCGGAGUUGUUAGAUGUCAAAAAUAGUAAAGUAAAUAUACUCAAGUCAACUGUGAGUCCAAGUCAGACCUUACAGAAAGAAGUUGUGCUCGACAAAUUAUCGAUGGUCCUCGAGGAAGAGCAUGGCACGGACCUGAUCGGACCUGCUUUUCGAACUGUCUCGAAGAAUGAUUCGGAACUAGUAUCACUUGUGUUAGAGAAUGUGUCACGGCAUGUGGCAGAUGUGGCAACCGAGAAGGAGGCUACAGAAACGGUUUAUAAGGCCAUCAUUCAGGCGGUCAGGCAAUCUAGUGAGAUUCGUGUUAAGGAGCUGUUAAAUGCUGAAGGAACGGAUGUACGUGAGAUGCUGCUUCAGGCGGUGGGUUUGGCGAGGGCCCUGGGUAUGUCGGACACGGCGAGCAGUCUGUUGGCUGUAAUCAGCGACGAAAGAUCAACCCACGCUCUGGCGAACGACCGGAUGACCAUGGACGUGCUGAAGAGGUUGGCGAUUAUGAGAAAACUCGCAGAGGAACGUCCUCCUUUCAUGAAUGCCCUCGGACAGUUGUGCAGCGAUCCCGAACUAGCUAGGGCAGACCCACGAUUGCGAACCUUAGUGAGAGAAAGCGCUGCGCUGAUGAUAGUACCCGAAGAGACCCCGUUGCUAUCUUCGGUUGACAUUCCGAAUGCGUUACUGCACGCGGACAACAGCUUGGCGAUGGAAGAAUUCCUUCUGAGAAGGAGUCAUAAACCAUCGGCUAUCUUCAUGAUUUUGAAGCAGGGUUUGCAAGCGGUCGUGCCCAGAGAGGCGUCCAGGUCGGUGCUAACUGGUCAGGUUGCUUACACUGUCCUUGACGAAGACGGAAUACAUCACUUCGAGCCAUUGCACGUGUUCUCGGCGCUCAGAUUGAACCGACCGACCGCUCAUCGAUUUUCUAUGUACUGUUGCCCGGUGGCGAAGGAGAGUGACAUGGAUGGCGAGAUAAUUUCCACUAGCUUCACCGGUACAACUUCGAUCGCCAGCAGUCUGGAUGGCUCUGCCAAUGGCAGCUCCAACAAACAAGAGAGUAAUGAUAUCGCGACUCCGUCGAGAUCUGAACACUCGGCCGUUCCUUGUUCGACCAGCACGGAGAACACGCUGAGCCUGAAGAGACGGAAUGGCUUAACUCGACAAGGAGAAAACUUCGAGCGGGGAUCCUCGGAUAAUUAUGUCGUCGUGAAGGACUAUGUGGCGGACACCGAUGGAUUCACGGUGAACAUUGGGGACAUCGUCGAGGCUAUCGAGCAUGACGGCUCAGCGAAGAAAGCGAGGAUGGACCCCGAUCUGGAGAUCGAGGUCGGAGAUAUCUUGGACAAUUCAGCCGCCAAGCAUAAACUUUCGGUUCGUCCACGUCGAAAUCAUGCAGAUCCUCGUGCUCGAAGUCGCAGUCCGAAUAUCGACUCAGAUUCCAGUCUUCGAAGGGUAUACGUUCGUACACCCGACGGAAGACAGGGAUGGUUGCCUAUGUCCAUUUUAAUGCAAACGGCACUUAGCGAAGAAAGUUCAUCAUUGACUCGGCCAGAGGAUGCUCAUUAUCGACGAGAAGCUGUCGUGAAGGAGUUGGUCGAAACGGAGGAGGAAUUCGGUAAAGAUCUUCAGCUGGUCGUCGAACGUUACCUGAAGCCUCUCGACAAUCCUGAUGUCCCGCGGACCGUACGGGACAACAAGGAAAUUAUUUUCACUAAUCUCAAACAAAUAGCUGAUUUUCACAACACAUCGUUCGGCAGGGUGUUGAUCGAGGGCGUCAAGUACUAUGCGGAUCAACCACGUAUGCUUGGCAAAACUUUCUUGAGGCUGGAGAGAGAUUUUGACAAACACGUGGCGUACUGCAGGGAUGAGCCCGCUGCUCAGGAAUUUCUUCAAACGAACGACGAAGUACGCGAAUAUUUCGAGGAGUUGAGCCAGACUCUGGGUGACGACAAGAACAUAUCGGAACAUCUGAAGCUCCCGAUACAACGCAUAAACGACUACCAGCUCCUACUAAAGGAGCUGGUGAAGUUUUCGACCCGAUUAGGUGAAAACUGCGACGAUCUACAAAAGGCACUCGAGUUGAUGCUAGGAAUCCCUCAUAGAGCAACAGAUAAUAAAUUUAUAAGUAAUAUCGAAGGUUACAAAGGAAAUAUUCAUAAACUUGGUAGAUUGCUCACGCACGAAUGGUACACAGUAAUUGAUAAGGAAGGAAAAAGCAAAGAGAGAUAUUUAUUUCUGUUCAAAGCGCGAAUUCUCGUCUGCAAAGUCAGGCGGAUAUCGGAGGACAGAUCGGUUUUCGUUCUAAAGGAUAUCAUUCGGUUACCGGAAGUGGAAGUAAAGGAUCACCCAGACGAUAUACGAUCUUUCGAACUACACAAUCCAGCUAUUCCCAAUUAUCCUAUCACUUUGGUAGCGCACAAGGAUCCCGUAAAGGCUUAUUGGCUUAAGGAGAUCCGUCAAUACGCCAGUGAUUUGGUCGCCCUUGCUGAACACGCGGCGGAUGAUCUUCAAAUAACCGAGGAGGAAAGCAAGGAAGAACUCAAGGACGACGAGAAACGAGUGCCGGUGAAGAUCGAACCGUCACAGGCAAGUCAAGAAUCACCUAAAACUCAGGAUAAUCCAGUAAAAAAAGAAGUAAAUCCAAAAGCGGCGGAAGAGGUAAAAGCAAACCCGAAGGUAGACUCGACUAAAGAUUCUAAGGUUGCGGAGAAGAGAAAGGAUUCUGUAGGCGCGACAGACACGUCGGAAGUGAAAAAAACCAAAGUCGAAGAAGCUGAGGCAGACAUGUCGCGAAGGUACUCUGCGAGUCGAUACAGCGCUUCUGCGAAAGUUGUAGAAGAAUAUUCAUCAGUAUCAAGCAAACGUAAUGGCGUAUCCUCGUACAUGGAAUCGUCGGCAUCCGCGAUCGAAACAAGAAUGUCGUCCUCAUCGCAGGGGAGAAUGGGUCAGAUGUCAGAAACCACGACUUCCUACGAAACUGCAAUCACUGGUGGAACAGCAGCAGAAUCCAAUGUCGAAACCAAACCAGCCAAGAUCACUCUUGGUACUGAUGCUGGCAAACCAAUCUUCAUCAACACGAUAGAAGGAUGCAGCGUAGAACCGAUGCGACCAAAAAAGGCAUUGAUACACGCCAUAGCCGGAGAAGUUGCUACUUUCGAGUGCACGAUGUUGACCUCCGACGCGACCACCAGGAUGCAGUGGCUAAAGGAUAACAAACCGAUGGAAGACAAGCUAGCUGAUCGUGUUACUACUACACUGGAGAACAAUAUGUGCAAACUUGAGAUCCAGAAUGUUCACGAAUCCGAUUCUGGCAUAUACAUUGCGCGAGCUCUGAAUGCGAAUGGUGAAGCGACGUGCACCGCGCAACUGGUGGUCCAACAAUUGAGUCCGGAAGAGAAAAAAGCGAGAGCGGAAGCAAAUGCUCCUAUAUUCCUCGUGCGUUUGAAGGACACUGAACUUCUCGAGAAUACUUAUCUACGCUUCAUGAUUAAAGUUAAAGGAGAUCCUAAUCCGGAAAUAAAAUUCUUCAAAGAUGAUGUUUUGAUCGAUGCAAAACAUGAACGUGUGAAGAUCAUUCGGGAUAAUGCCGAGAAAGGAUUUUACGAACUAGUAAUCGCCGACGUUCAGAAGCAAGAUGCAGGAAAGUACUCGUGCACGGCUAUGAAUCGCUAUGGUGAGGCCACAUGCGAGGCAGUGGUGACGGUAACAGAUGAGAAGCCGCUUUUCCAGGGUCUUCCAGAGGGCCUUCUUGAGCUCGGAACCGAGCCACGUUUCAUAUGGUCUCGCGAUGGACAACCAUUCGAUCCUGAGGAAAGAUUUAAGGUUCUCUUCAAGGAUAACGAGGAUACUCUGGCACUGGUGUUCCAGCAUGUAAAACCCGAGGAUGCCGGUCUUUACACAUGCGUAGCGCAGACUAGUACAGGUAACAUCAGCUGCAGCGCGGAGCUAACAGUGCAAGGUGCCGUGAAUCAAUUGCUGAAAGACCCGGAAAAGCCGAAACUUCAAACGGAAUCAAGACAGUCUGAGGUGAGCGCCGGCGGUUCCGCAAUGUUGGACCUGCAGGUAAAAGGCUAUCCCAAGCCGGAUAUCAAGUGGACCAAAGACGGCCAAGAGAUCAUAGCUGGCGGUAGGAUCAAGUAUCUCUGGGAAGACGAGGAGUCCCUCUCGUUGGUAAUUAAACAAGUCACCGCCAAGGACGCUGGCGUUUACACCAUCAGGGCGAAAAAUGAUCUCGGCGAAGAUAGUACACAGAUCGAGCUGAUCGUCAAAUCCGCCCCGAAGAUCACGCAGAAGCAGCCCGACAUGACCAUCCUCAUCGAAGAAACGGGCACCAUGACCGUAAAAGUGGAAGCUACGCCAUCGCCGGAAAUCACAUGGUACAAGGAUGGCCAGUUGAUCGAGGAAAGCGAUCGUAUCAAGAUCAUCAAGGAGGACAGCGAUACGUACAAAUUGGUGGUCAAGAACGCCAAAGUGACCGAUGGAGGUUCGUACUCGAUUGUCGCACGCAACGAAGUUAAUCAGACGACCGAUAUCUGGAAAGUUGGUAUCAAGUGCCCGCCGAAGAUCAAGAAGGGGCUGGGCGAACCACGAGUGAUCAACGAGGGUGACACGUUGAAUCUUUUGAUUGAGGUGGACUCGGAAACGGAGGCGACGGUCAAUUGGCAUAAAGAUGGGCAGCCCUUGACUGCGAGCGAUCGCGUGAAGAUGACGAAGAGUGGUAAUAAUCAUAUACUCACGGUCACUGGCGCGGUGGUGGAAGAUGCGGCAGUUUACAAGGCUGAGGUGGUGAACAAACACGGAACUAUUUCGGACGAAACGAGAGUCAGGGUACGCGGUAUACCGAGGUUCAAGACAAAACUGUGCGACAUUAGCGCGAACGAGGGCGAACUGAACGUUGAGUUUGUCGUGGAAGUUGAAGGCUUCCCGAAACCUAGUGUGCACUGGUUCCUGGGCGACGUCGAAAUCACGGAGAAGCGUACGGAGUACACUCGCGUGGAAGAAGGCGACAAUUACAAGCUGAUCAUCAAGGAAGUGAAGACUGAGUUGAAGGGAUGCUACACCUGCAAGGUGCAGAACGAAUACGGCGAGAAUUCGAGCAGCUCCAACUUGACGGUGAACACACGGCCGAAGUUGUUGAAGAAAUUGGCUGAUCAGAGACUGAACGAGGGUGACACUCUAAACUUGAAGUUAGAAGUGUCUGGUACACCAGAUCCAGAAGUCAAGUGGUACAAGGAUGGCGAGGAGGUAACAGCGGAUGCCAGAAUCAAGAUCAGUAGGGACAGCCAACGCAAGGAGAGCUAUGACCUGACAGUGACGUUACUGAAGGGCAGUGACGGCGGUUUGUACGAAGUGCGGGCUGAGAACGAGCUAGGCUACGUGACGAGCAAGAGCAAGGUCAUCGUGUUGACUGAAACGGAAGAUGAGAAGGUCGAUGAGAAGGUAGAGCCUCCGAAACAGAAAGCUGAGAAAGUGAAAAUGGAAGACUUUCAACCGAAGAAAUUGGUAGAAGAAGAAUUAUUGGAGGAAACUAUUAUGCACGCCGGAGAACCGGAAGGUCGCGUCAAACUGGAGAGACAGAACAUCCAAGUAGUUCAAGGGGAUAAAGAAACUAUCACGAUCUCCGUGGCUUCUACAACAUCACACGAGGCUCUACUCACAGGUCCCGAUGAAAGUCACACGAUCAGCAAGAUGACGACGACUAAGGUUGAAUGUCGGGAGUUCGGCAUUGAUUCAGGACCCCAGGUUGAGGAAGUCGCUUCUUAUGCCUACACAGUGCAGGAAGAGAAUUCGAAGCCACAGAAUGGUGUGCUCAUUGAGGAGUUUUCUGAGGCUGAGGAGAAGAAGUCGAACCUAAACGUCAAUCGAGGCGUCACGAUAGUCUCCGUUUCUGACGAUGAGUCGACCUUGAAGGCAUUGUCGCGAGACGUUAGCACGGAGGACGUGCAACUGGCUGAUCAACUGCCAGAAGACCAAAAAACGACGAAUGGAUUAUCUGAUGAAUUUUGCUUCAAUGGACCAGAAGAAGAAAAGAGCUUGGAGGAUAUUAAAUUGCACAGAAUGUCCAGAAUCACGGAGACCAUUGUCGAAGAGCGGUCCUCCGAGGAACCGUUGUCGGCAGUGCUGUCGAAUCAGAUUUCGCAGCAAGAGAUUUCGGAGAUGAAGGAGAUGAAUUUGCCCAGUCAGAGUCCGGUCAUUAGCGAUGUGAGUCCAGCGAAGAAAGUUGCAGAGAAAACUGUUGGUCAACCAGAUACUGCCGUGAAGUUAUCGCAAGAAACUGCGAAGCGAGAAGAGGCGGAAACUGCCACAGUGCCAGCAAGCUCAUCGUUGUCAAGACAGAGUUCUCAGAAAGCACAGUUAGAUGACGAUGCGGAGAUUGACGAUGAUAUGAAGAACCUUCUAGAUCGUGUUAAACGACAACGUAGCGUGCUAGACGAAAUCCUUGAUAAAGAAUCGAGCAGAGAGUCAGCUCCGCCUCACAUCGUAAGCACCGAUCUCACCGAUCGAACGAUCUUCGAGACGCAGAACACGAAGUUCGAAGUGCAGGCCACCGGUUUGCCAAGGCCGGAUGCGAAGUGGAUGAAGGAUGAUAAACCACUUCGAUCUGGAGAACGAGUGAGGAUCACGGCGUCAGGAGAGUCCUACGAGUUGGAUCUCAGUAAGGCCACCCUCGAAGAUGAGGGCGUGUACACGUGCGUUCUUACGAACAAAUUGGGUGAAGAAAUCGUUGAGGGCUAUUUGACCAUUGGCACUGUCGAUGAGCUGCGGAAACCGAGAUUCACCGAGCCUCUCAACGAUGUCGACGUUGCUUUCGAGGGCAACGGCGAGUUUAAGGCUGUCUUCACGGCCGAUCCGGUUCCCGAUAUCACAUGGUACUGCAAUGGUCAUGAAAUUCCACCGGACGAUUCUAGACUGAAGUGGACCAUAACGAACGCACCAGCAGCAGAUAAACUGACGGAAAGUACAGUUAUUCUGAAGGUACCGAAAUGUACAAAAGAAGAUACCGGAGAGUACACUCUGAAGCUAAGGAAUAAGUACGGCGAAGCCGAAUCUAGCGCAUUCUUGAGUCUUUUAUUGAAACCAGAAAUUGACAGCUUCAGAGAUCACACGGAAUCAGUUGAUGAACGAGUCGAGUGGCAAGCUAUUAUUAAGGGAAAUCCAAAACCCGAUAUCAUAUGGAAAAAGAAUGGCAAAGAACUGCAAAAGGACGAACGAUAUGAUAUGGAAGAGGAUAAGAGAAAAUGCAAAUAUAAACUUAUUAUCAAAAAACUCAGUUUGGAGGACGAGGGAACCUAUACAGUCGUGGCAAAGAACUAUCUGGGCGAAGCAAGUGCUCAAGCUGUUCUCACGCCUCACACCGAAAUUCCAACCUUCCUGAAGGAUCUGUCGAAGAUGCAGUGUAGCGAUCGCGAAGACGUCGAACUGAAGAUUCGCGCGACCGGAAUUCCGAGGCCUAGCGUUGAGUGGCUGAAGGAUGGCGAGAUCGUUAAGGAGGGUGACAGGUACCAGGUGACGACUCACACGGAUGGCAUAGUCGACAGCACCCUCUCCAUCAAGACCUUCUCCGCUAACGACGUCGGUACAAUAACGUGUAAGGCGAGCAAUGUUGCCGGAAACGCGGAAACCAGCUGCGAGCUAUCUAUGACGUUAACCGCGCCUUCAUUCGGUAAAUCGUUACCGAGAUCGGCGGAAGUCGACGAGGGUGAACCUCUGGAACUGAAAGCCAAAGUGGAUGGUAGCCCAAUACCUAAUGUCGCUUGGUUCAAGGACGGCGAGAAAAUUACACCGGAUGAUCACGUAAGGAUUAUUACUCUGCCAGAUGGUAGCACGAAGCUUACGAUUGACAAUGUGAAGCCUACCGAUUGCGGCGCUUACAAACUAGUCGUUACGAAUCCCAGCGGUGAAGACUCCUCACUCUGCGCUGUUGCUGUUACACCUGAGCGAAGGAAACCAUCGUUCACGAAACCGCUGGAGGACACAAAGGCGGUGGUUGGGCAACCGUUGAAAUUGGAGGCUCAAGUCCUAGCAUUCCCGAAUCCGCAGGUGCAAUGGUUCAAGGAUGGAAUACCGCUGAGGCACACUAAGGAAAUGUACUUCAUGAAUGAGCCAAAUGGCCUUAUUGGAUUAAGAAUGGAUUACGUACGCCCAGAGGACGCCGGUACUUAUUCGUUAAUUGUGUCCAACGCUCUCGGUGAGAUAACUGGCACAGCCAAGGUAGAAGUGGAGGAAAGGGAAAAGCGACCAGAGUUCGUCACGAGUCUUCAGCCACAGACCGCUGUCGAGGGUUUCCCAGUAAAGAUGGAGGUGAAGACUACAGGAAAACCGGCACCCGAACUCAAGUGGCUACGAGACAACGAGGAGAUCGUUCCAGACAAUAAGCACAUAAAGAUUGUUAGUCAACCAGACGGCAGUCAGGCUUUAAUUCUCGACAAAGCAACACCGGAAGACGCUGGCGAGUAUCAAGUGGUGGCCGGUAACACAGAGGGUACUGCAUCUUGCAAGGCCAAGCUGGACGUCGCCGGUAAGGUGAAGUCGGACACACCGGAAGAGAAACCGGCGUUUACUAGUCCUAUGCGCGACGUAUCCAUUGAAGAAGGUCAACCGCUGACGAUGGACGCGUCGUUCAUCGGCAAUCCAAUUCCUGACGUCAGUUGGACGAAGGAUGGUGAACCGGUCGAACCGUCGGAUCGCGUCAUAAUGAGCUGCGACGGCAAGAAGGUCAGCCUGCAGAUUAAUCCGUGCGAGCCGAAGGACGCAGGCGUCUACGGCUGCCGGCUGAGCAAUCCGCUAGGCGAGGACACCACCAGUGCGAAUGCCAUUGUCCGCAAGGUCUAUCAGUCGCCAAUUUUCACGCAGAAGUUCACGGAUCUGCAGCAGAUGCCCACGUUUGACGCCAAAUUCCCAGCGCGCGUCACUGGAAUACCGCAGCCGGAAGUGAGCUGGUAUUUCAACGACAAGCCGAUUUUAAGAGACGACGAGAAGUACAAGAUAAAGCGCGACGGCGACGCCUGUUGCUUGUACGUGAAGGACUGCACGUUUGACGACUCGGGACGAUACAGGUGCAGAGCGGUUAACAGAGGUGGUGAAGCGGAGUGCGCGGCGAAUCUGGCUGUGGUCGACAAGAUUAAGAAGAUGCAGAAGGUCGAGCCGCCAGCAUUCCUGAAGAGAAUUGGCGACUGCGAGGUUUAUAGGGGCAUGCCAGCCAAGUUUACCGCAUGCGUCACGGGUUAUCCGGAGCCUGACUUCGAGUGGUAUCGCAACGGCGACAGGAUCUGGCCCACGGAUCGCAUCAGGAUGGACCAGGAAGGUAGUCUGCUGCGACUCACGAUCGUUAACGUAGACGAGCUAGACGCCGGAAAAUAUGUAUUAAAGAUCUCCAAUCCUCACGGUGAGGACUCGUGUAGCGCCGAAAUGGUUUACGAAUCUUUGGAACCACGCGCGAAGAAACCUCUCGCCGACCAGUACACAGAUUAUGACAAGUAUCGAAAGUCUGGCAUUCCACUGCCCCUGUCGGACCGUCCGAUCAUUAGUCGCAUGAUGGACCGACAUCUCACUCUCUCUUGGAAGCCGUCUAUUCCCAUCGGGCCACGAGUACCUGUGACCUAUCUUGUAGAAAUGUGCGAACUGCCGGACGGCGAUUGGUUUACUGCUCGUACCGGUAUUCGUAGCUGUGUCUGUGACAUCCGCAACCUCGAGCCGUUCCGCGACUACAAGUUUCGCAUUCGCGUGGAGAAUAAGUAUGGAAUAAGUGACCCGUCACCGUUCGCGCAGACUUAUCGCGCCAAACUGGAACCGGAACCGCCCAAGUUCUUUCCAUAUUUGCCUCCUGGCAUCGAUUUCCGUCCCGAGACCAGUCCCUACUUCCCGAAAGACUUCGAUAUCGAGCGACCACCUCACGAUGGGUACGCCCAGGCACCUAGAUUUUUGCGUCAGGAACACGAUACCCAGUACGGUGUGAAGAACCACAACUGCAACCUCUUCUGGUUCGUCUACGGCUAUCCCAAGCCGAAGAUGACGUACUACUUCAACAAUCAGCUAAUCGAAUCGGGUGGACGAUACGAUCAAAGCUACACUAGAAACGGUCAGGCGACUCUCUUCAUCAAUAGGAUGCUUGAAAGAGACGAGGGCAUCUAUGAGGCUGUCGCUACGAAUGAACACGGCGAGGCUAGGCAGAGAGUUAUCUUGAAAAUCGCUGAAUAUCCCACGUUUAUCGAACGACCCGAAGAAACCAUCGUGAUGGUGAGAAGGACUGGACAACUGACCGCUCGCGUAACUGGUGUACCUUACCCGGAACUAAAAUGGUACAAGGAUUGGAAACCUAUAGCUUCGUCUUCCAGAAUUAGGGUCCAAUUUACCGAACCUGAUAUCACGACUCUCAUCAUCAAUGAUGCCAUUACAAAGGACGAAGGUCUCUACUCACUCAGCGCAGGUAACGUGGCUGGCUCGAUAUCUUGCUCGGUGAUGCUGCACGUGGAAGAGAAUGAGCAUGAGUACGGAUACCGAACAUACAGAAAGAAAAUGGACGUGAAACCACGCGAUAAGCUGUUCAGCGACUUGUACGACUUGGGCGAUGAACUUGGUCGCGGCACUCAGGGUGUGACCUAUCAUGCGGUUGAGCGGAAUACCGGCAAAAAUUACGCUUCUAAAAUUAUGCACGGACGUGGUGAUCUUAAGCCAUUCAUGUACAAUGAAAUGGAAGCGAUGAACAGUUUGCAUCAUCGAAAAUUGCUACGAUUGCACGAUGCUUUCGAGACUAAUGAUUCGGUCACACUCGUCAUGGAAUUAGCGGCCGGUGGUGAAUUAGUGGAUAAUCUCACAAGACAAGAAUAUUAUACCGAGAUAGACAUUGCUCGUUAUAUACGUCAAAUAUUAUGGGGAUUAGAAUACAUACAUGGGAAUCACUAUGCACAUCUUGGUCUCACGCUUGGUGAUCUCUUGAUCUCCCAUGCCGGAGGAGAUGACCUGAAGAUCGGAGAUUUCGGACUUGCCCGCCGAAUUUCGCACACAAGAUUAAUGACCUUGGCGUAUGGUAUGCCGGAAUAUGUCGCACCGGAAGUGACUAAUAACGAGGGUGUCAGUUACCCCGCGGACAUGUGGUCCGUUGGCAUAAUUACUUACAUCUUGCUGUCGGGUAUUUCACCGUUCAGGGGUGCGAACGAUCGAGAGACUUUGAAGAGGAUCCGAGAAGGCAAGUGGGACUUCGACGAUCGAUGGAGGAACAUCUCGAACGAAGCACAGGACUUUAUCCGCAGUCUGUUGGUGUAUAAUGUCGAAAGCAGGAUGGACGUCAGAACGGCUUUGGCUCAUCCGUGGUUUAAUUACAUUGACAAUUUGCCACCUGAGCCUUAUAGGAUACCCUCCGAGAACUUGAAAAAUUAUUAUAAACUUUAUCGCGAUUGGUACAGCAACGCUUCGUGCCGCACGUGGUACCGCAGACGUAAGUUGGAGACGGCGUUCGAUGAUCCAUCGCGAAUGGUUUAUCCGCCCGGACAUAGAUUCACGCCAGAACCCACUGACAGAAGUCACAGUCCAUUGAAGAAACGCUCGCCCAGGACGUGGGAAAAUCAAAUACCGUCCAGGGAACCGAUUGAUACAGAAAUCGGGAUUAUUACGAGUGAAAGCCAUUAUCAAAAUGGACCAGAUACAUAUCUCCUCCAGUUGCGAGAUACCGAUUUCCCUGUACGAUUACGCGAAUACAUGAAAGUCGCGUGCAAUCGCAGUCCUGGAUUCUCGCGUACCGUUACUGAAGAAAAUGGCUUCGAUUGGAGGACGCCCAUCAUACGGGAACGUCGUCGAUUCACCGACGUCAUGGAUGAGGAGAUUGAUGACGAGAGGAGGGCGCGUAUCAACCGAUACGGAUCAGCUGAUACCUACACACUCAGGCGCUUAAAGAACGAGUUGGGCACCCGAUUGGAUAGCUACGCUGAAGCUGAGGCGAUGAUCGAGUCAAAGAAGGAGGGUCAGCCGCCGUUCUUCCGUGAAAAGCCACAGAUCUGCCCGAUCGAGGAGGGAAAGCCGGCUCAUCUUGUUUGUCUAGCUGUGGGCAAUCCGAAACCGCUGAUACAGUGGUUCAAGAACGACAUGGUCAUACAAGAGAACAACAGAAUUAAAGUGACGGAAGAUGAUGAGGGAAGAUCUAUACUCAGCUUCAAUCCCACAAAAGAGCACGACAUCGGAAUAUACAAAGUCGUGGCGAGGAACCCCAUCGGACAGACUAUUGUUAGAACCAGAGUGCUGCUCGCGAUCGUUCCUUCUGGCCCGGAUUCUCCGGAGGCCUCUGAUGUUUCGGACACUGAAGUUCUCCUGCGAUGGAAGCAGCCCAAGUACGACGGCAAUUCGCCCGUAUUGUGCUAUAAUCUCCAGUACAAAGAGGGUGACUCGAUCUCCUGGAUAGACGUCGGUUCCAACAUCGAUCACGAAUUCUACCUGGUGCGUGAUUUAAAGCAGGACACGAGCUACAACUUCCGUUUGGCAGCGCGCAACCGUAUCGGCUGGAGUGAGAAGGGUAUUCCGUCAAAGCUGAUCAAAACGCGACCGCCGGGCUGCCCGAAGGUACAAAUCACACGGGCGAUGAGACACCUCCAGGAGUUGACCGAGGCUGGUCAGGAGAUUGUCCUGGAGGAAGAUAAGCCGCAUAUCGAUUACUCCCUGGAGAAACAUCCGAUCGAGUGGUCGACGGAGACGCAACUAUCCACCAAGUACAGCUUUAUCUCGGAAUUGUCGCGUGGCCAGUUCUCUGCAGUCGUAAAGGGCGUGGAUAAGGGCACGGAUCGCGUGAUUGUCGCGAAAAUUCUAGAGCUCAAUGCCGAAACGGAGAAGCAAGUGCAUUGCGAGUUCGAGGCGUUCCGUUCACUGCGACACGAACGGAUAGCGAUGCUGGAAGCAGCGUACAAGCCGCCCGGCUCGCCCGUGGCAAUGUUCGUCAUGGAGAAGCUGCAGGGCGCCGAUAUAUUGACGUACUUCUUCAGUCGGCAUGAAUAUACGGAGAACUGUGUGGCAAACGCAGUCACGCAGAUCCUCGACGGCUUGCAGUACCUCCACUGGCGCGGCUACUGUCACUUGGACAUACAACCGGACAAUGUAGUGAUGUCGUCCGUAAGAUCGGUGCAGGUGAAACUGGUCGACAUGGGCUCUGCUCAUAAAGUCAGCAAACUGGGCGCGGUGGUGCCCAAACACCUGGGUCAUCCCGAAUACAGAUCGCCCGAGUUGUACUGCGACGAGCCUGUCUACCCGCAGACGGACAUCUGGAUGGUCGGCGUGCUGACCUACGUCCUGCUGUCUGGAGUUUCACCCUUCCGCGGGAAGGACGCCGACGAGACCAGGCAGAAUAUAUCCUUUGUCCGAUACAGAUUUGAACAUCUCUACAAGGAGCUGAGUCAAGAGGCUACCAGAUUUCUUAUGUUGGUCUUUAAGCGCGCGCCGAGUAAAAGACCAGUGGCGGAAGAGUGCCACGAUCACAGAUGGCUACUGCCGACUGAAUUUAUGAUUAAGAAACGCGAGAGGGCUGUGUUCCUUGGCAACAGGCUUAAGGAGUAUAACGAACAGUAUCACGAAGAAAAAUCAAAGCUAGCUUCCGACAGCGACAGUUUAGCGAGCGAGAGUUUGCUCGGCUCCAAACAAAAACUCAUCAGAUCGACUAGUAUACAAGAGGAGCUACGCACCACGUUUUAAUCGAGCUGCAAUUUUGUAAUUUAUAUAUUUACGUUUACGCGCAAGCAUGCACGAUUUUACCAUCUCGCGUACGUGCCUAGAUCUGUCCCCAGACAGUGAAGAAGAAACAGUGAGAAAACAGAAACGUAAAGAAAAAUUGUGCCUCUUUGUUUUCUCUUUUGUUAUUAUUUAUUUGUUAUAACACUCAUAGUUAUAAUGAAGACUAUUGUCUAUUAUCAAUGUUAUGCCGACGAAUUCCGUCGGUGAUUCAAAUAACGCGAUGAACUUUAGCCAUCCGUUCAAUUCAAAUGUAAUAAAUUGCGGCCUGCAGAACAUCCUAAUGAGUCAGUGUAAAUCGAACUUUUUCAGGUCCAAGAAAGUGCCGAUUACGCAUUGUACGAAUAUUAUAAAUAAAUAUUUGAAAAACA
Molecule: messenger RNA, 18840 nt
Organism: Ooceraea biroi (clonal raider ant)
Lineage: Eukaryota; Metazoa; Arthropoda; Insecta; Hymenoptera; Formicidae
Gene: Obsc
Product: Obscurin
Biological process (GO): protein phosphorylation
Molecular function (GO): protein kinase activity; protein binding; guanyl-nucleotide exchange factor activity
Source: RefSeq, a predicted model, not a curated record